AUGACGCGUCUCGCCGUCGCGCGGAAGGCCUCGAGAGAGGCGUACAAGACGCUCUUCGGCGCGCGCGCGGGCGCGAUGCGAGCGAUGAGCGCGGAGGCGGCGCCGAACCCGGACACUGUUCCGGUGACGGUGAACGGACAGGAGGUACACGUCCCGAAGGGUGUCACCGUUCUGUACGCGUGCGAACAGGCCGGAGUAGACGUUCCGAGGUUUUGCUAUCAUCACAAGCUCUCGAUCGCCGGGAACUGUCGGAUGUGCCUGGUGGAGGUUGAGAAGAGUCCGAAACCGGUGGCGUCGUGCGCGAUGCCGGUCAUGCCCGGUAUGAACAUCAAGACCACGACCGAUCUGGUGAAGAAGGCGCGAGAGGGCGUGAUGGAGUUCUUGCUGAUCAAUCACCCGCUGGAUUGCCCGAUCUGUGAUCAAGGGGGCGAGUGCGAGCUGCAGGAUCAGAGCUACAUCUUUGGAAGCGACCGCUCGAGGUUCACCGAGUACAAACGCGCAGUGGAGGAUAAGGAGCUCGGUCCGCUAGUGAAGACGGUGAUGACGCGAUGCAUUCACUGCACGCGAUGCGUUCGGUUCUCGACCGAGAUCGCGGGUGUGCAAGACAUGGGGAUUACCGGUCGCGGUAACCAAGCCGAGGUCGGUACGUACAUCUCCAAGCUCUUGGCCAGUGAACUGAGCGGAAACGUCAUCGACCUCUGUCCAGUCGGUGCACUGACGUCAAAGCCGUUCGCAUUCACCGCGCGCUCGUGGGAACUCGAAGGAACGCCGAGUAUUGACGUCACGGAUGGCUUGGGUAGCAACAUUCGCGUCGACACACGCGGGAACGAAGUGAUGCGUAUCGUCCCGCGCGCGAACGAAGAAGUGAACGAGGAGUGGAUCAGUGACAAGGCGAGAUUCUCCUAUGACGCGCUCAAGCGUCAGAGAUUAGAUAGGCCCAUGGUGAGAGGCAGUGACGGUAAGCUCCAAGAAACGUCUUGGGAGUUUGCCCUUGACUAUGUCGCCGAGAAGCUCAAGGCGACCGAGCCGGACGCCAUCCGCGCCGUGGCGGGUAAACUCUGCGACGCCGAGUCCAUGAUCUCUCUGAAGGAUAUGAUGAACAAACUCGGGGCGUCUCACACCACGCCGGAAGGAAUGGCCAAUGUCUCGGCGGAUGUUCGCUCGUCGUACCUGUUCAACUCCAACUUGGUGGGCGUCGAGGAUGCGGAUUACGUCUUAUUGAUCGGUACUAACCCUCGCACCGAGGCACCGGUGCUCAACGUGCGCCUUCGUCGCGCGGUCAUUGCCGGCGGCGCCACCGUUACGAGUGUCGGUCCGAACGCCGAUUUGUCCUACCCGAGCACGCACCUGGGCGACACCACGGCGACGCUCGAAGAAAUCACGUCGGGUAAGCACGCCGUCUGCGAAGCUAUUAAGGCGGCCAAUAACCCGAUGGUGAUCGUCGGUAGCGAGUUGUUGAGACGUGCGGACUCGAAGAUUUUGUUGAAGAAGAUUCAUGCCAUGUGCGACGAGCUCGGCGUUGUCAAGGGUGACUGGAACGGUUUCAACGUCUUGCACGACGCGGGCGGGACCGUGGGUGCGCUCGACAUCGGUUUCGUGCCGGGUACCUCCGCCUCGAACGACGUUCCGGCGAAGUUAGUCUAUUCCUUGGGCGCCGAGGAGUUCGACGCCCCCGCGGGUGCGUUCAUCGUGUACCAAGGGCAUCACGGCGCCCAAGGCGCGUCUAAAGCCGACGUCAUUUUACCAGGUGCCGCAUACACGGAGAAGACCGGCACGUACGUCAACACGGAAGGUCGCGCGCAGGUGGCGGUCGCUUCUAUGGGACCGGUCGGUCAAGCGAAGGAAGAUUGGCGUAUCUUGCGCGCGUUGAGCGAGUUCGCCGGCGUGCCGCUUCCGUACAACACUCACGAGCAAGUGCACAGGCGCUUGGCUGAAGUCGCCCCUCACUUCGCUAAGUUGAACGAAGUCGAAGCGACUUUGUGGAUGAACGGCGCCACAUACGCUCACGAAAAGGCUAGAAAGGCGGAUGCGUCGAUUCCGUUUAAGAGCUCGGUGGAGAACUUCUUCAUGACGGACGUCAUCUCAAAGACGAGUGCCACGAUGGCAAAGUGCACCGAAGCUCGCAAUGAGAUGAACGCGUGA
Molecule: messenger RNA, 2142 nt
Organism: Ostreococcus tauri
Lineage: Eukaryota; Viridiplantae; Chlorophyta; Mamiellophyceae; Mamiellales; Bathycoccaceae
Product: NADH-quinone oxidoreductase, chain G, C-terminal
Exons: 2
Coding region: 1-2142 (713 amino acids)
Biological process (GO): ATP synthesis coupled electron transport
Cellular component (GO): membrane
Molecular function (GO): iron-sulfur cluster binding; NADH dehydrogenase (ubiquinone) activity
Source: RefSeq, a predicted model, not a curated record